This is a messenger RNA of Meira miltonrushii, 623 nucleotides long. RefSeq lists its product as uncharacterized. Gene Ontology annotation, molecular function: translation initiation factor binding; nucleotide binding. The record is from RefSeq and is a predicted model, not a curated record. Gene Ontology annotation, cellular component: P-body; RNA polymerase II, core complex. Gene Ontology annotation, biological process: transcription initiation at RNA polymerase II promoter; mRNA export from nucleus in response to heat stress; positive regulation of translational initiation. Lineage: Eukaryota; Fungi; Basidiomycota; Exobasidiomycetes; Exobasidiales; Brachybasidiaceae. The coding region runs from base 26 to 538 and encodes 170 amino acids. The transcript has 3 exons.
GACAACCAUCUAAGCGCUAUCGAUCAUGUCUCGCGCUCGUCGUCAUAGGAAUAGACGUGAAGAAGAAGUGGAUGCUUCAUUGGGAAAGCUUGGUGCAGACUUUGAGGAAGAAGAAUUACUAAAGAAUGGAGGAGAAGUGUUGAAUAUAAGUGAAGUUCAUCUCUUGCUGAGAAGGGAACUGGAAAGAGGAUCGAUUGGUGAACCGAUGAAUCGUGAUUUAUUGACAUUACCCGUUUUCAAGAAAUGUUUUGAAUAUUGUGAAACAUUUAAUCGAGUAAAAGAUGAAAGUACGGUCGAACAAAUUCGAAAUGAAUUACGCGAAUAUGCAUCUUUUGAAAGACAAGGUGAAGAAAAUGGAGAGAUUGUUGACGAGAAACGAUUGCUGCUUUCACGCUUUGAGAUGGCUCAAUUGGCUAAUUUGAGCAUCGAAAGUGCCGAAGAAGCAAAAGUUCUCAUUCCUACCCUCGCACCAAAAGAUGACGACAAAUUGCAAGCCCUUCUAGACGAAUUGUCUACAAAACGUAAAUUCUCUGCAUAAACGACCUUAGACGUCUCAAAAAACUUAACAUUUGUAUAAUCCUGUAUUUCUAUAUUAUCACAGUGCAUCUUCAUGCUCAAAACUC